UAUUUAUUUAAUAAAUAAAUUCUGUUGAUCAGUAAAAAUGACACAUUGACAUAAUUAUAUUAAAAUUCAAUUUUGUGAAAGUAGCUACGUGUAAAAAUUUUGUAGUUUUGAAAAUGAACGUUUUUGGUCGGGCAAAGAAAUGUUUUGAUUUAAAUUAUGUGCAGUAUCAAAAUCAGAGGCACAAAUCUAAAAUAUCAUGUGAUCCGCCUGAGGUUCAGCAAAGACUAGAUCUCCAUCCUAAAGUGCCACAACACAUUACACUAAUACCAACAGUUACUACAAAGAAGAAUGUUUUUGAAUGGAAAAGGGGUUUCGAUAAAUUAGAUAAAAAGGGACAUAACUUGGCUUAUGAUUUUUCUGACAUCAAGUCUUCAACGCUUUCUGAACGGGCCGCCAUUAAAGAAGCUACUCGUUGUUUAAAGUGUGCUGAUGCUCCAUGUCAAAAAUCGUGUCCAACUCAGGUCGACAUUAAAUCGUUUAUUGGCAGUAUUGCGAAUAAGAAUUAUUAUGGUGCGGCAAAAACAAUUUUUUCGGACAGUCCAUUUGGCACAUCUUGCGGUAUGAUUUGUCCAAGCUGCAGUUUGUGUGCGGGCAGUUGUAAUCUGGACGCAACCGAAGAAGGUCCAAUUAAAAUACGUGGCCUAGAACACUUUGCCACUGAAGUGUUUAGCAAAAUGGGCAUCCAACAAACGAUCGAUCCUUGUAUCCCAGUGCCAGAUAAACCAGACAGGCAAAUUUGCAUUGUUGGAGGCGGACCUUCCUCAUUAACUUGUGCCACAUAUCUGGCUCGAUUGGGAUACACUAACAUCCAUGUAUACGAGAAGGAAGAAUUCCUGGGAGGCUUAUGCGCAUCCGAGAUUCCUCAUUUUAGGCUAUCAAUGAGUGCAGUGAACUUUGAGAUAUCAAUGGUGCGAGACCUCGGCGUGCAGGUCCAUUGCAAUUGCCCGCUUCACACUGAAGGCAUCACCAUUGAGAAAUUGCUUUCGGAAGGUGCUUGUGCUAUUUAUUUAGCGAUUGGACUUCCACAACCCCGUCUAUUGCCAAUGUUUAAAGGCCUCACGGCAAAUAUGGGCUUUUACACUUCGAAAAGUUUUAUGCCACUCGCUACCAAGGCAAGCAAAUGGGGUCUGUGUGGGAAAAAAGCAAUGGCUAAAAAUAUACCACGGCUUCAUGGCACUGUAGUUGUACUAGGUGGUGGUGACACUGCUUUCCAUUGUGCCACGACCGCUUUGCGCUGCGGCGCAAAAAAAGUUUUCGUUGCAUUUCGGGAUCAAAUGUGUAAUUUACACGCUGUACCAGAAGAAGUUGCAAUGGCCGUGGAAGAAAAAUGUGAGCUUAUUGGCUUUGCUAGUCCACAUAAGGUGCAUCUAGAAAAUGGAAAAAUGAGCUCCAUAACGUUUGCUCGCAGUACACAACAAGAUGAUGGAAAAUGGAUCAUUGACGAUAAGCAAUUAACUACUAUUCCAGCCGAUUUUGUAAUUACUGCGUACGGUUCUUGGCUGGAAGAUGAAAAUAUGAUCAAAGCCUUAAAUCCGCUUAAGCUUGACAAAGGGAACAGACCUGUGGUUGAUCCAAACACAUUACAAACAUCUGUGGAGAAUGUGUUUUCCGGCGGUGACGUAACUGGACUCUCCGGGACAGUGGUGGACGCAAUCAAUGAUGGAAAAGCUGCUGCUUGGCAUAUUCAUUGUUUACUUCAGGAAUUGCCAUUUGAAACUAAAUGCAAAUUGCCACGUUUUCACACGAACAUCGAUGAAGUCGAUAUUUCCGUUGAAUUGUGUGGCUUGAAGUUUGAAAAUCCGUUUGGUUUAGCGUCUUCUCCAUCGUCGAACUCCGCGCCAAUGAUACGCCGUGCAUUCGAACAAGGCUGGAGUUUUGCUGUGACAAAAACCUUUACAUCAAAUCCACAUUCUGCUUGGAAUCCUCAAAUUGAGCGCACAGAAAGAUCUGGUUAUAACUUGGGACCGCAUCAGAAGGCUUUCUUUAAUGUGCAAGUUUCGUCCGAUAAAUCCGUAGAUUAUUGGUGUGAAGCUUUAGUAGAACUAAAAAAAGAUUUCCCUGAAAAAAUUAUUAUUGCAAGCAUUAGCUGCCCACACGCAGUCGAAGACUGGACAGAGCUUUCUAAGAAAGUCGAAGCGUCUUGUGCAGAUGCUCUAGAAUUAAACAUGUCGUGGGUAGAAUGUGAAACUGACUCGGGCAAGCCUUCAAUUAUUGGUGAAAAUCCAGAAUACGUCCAGGAAAUAGUUUCAUGGGUUCGAAAAUCCGUGAAAAUUCCAAUAUUUGUCAAAUUAACUCCAAAUGUUACUAACAUUGAACAAUUUGCAAUUGCUGCUAAAAACGGUGGCGCGGAUGGCGUAACUGUAAUGAACACAUUAAUGGGAAUGAUAGAUAUGAAGCCAGAAGGUCAAACGAAAAAUGCGCAGACUGAACUUCGUUGUUCGACGAUUUUUGGUGGCUUGAGCGGUAGCUCUAUGCGCCCUAUAGCAUUAGCAGCCGUAGCCUCAAUAUCUAAGGCAGUUCCUAAUUUUCCAAUUUUGGGCACUGGUGGUGUGGAAUCUGCUCAGACUGCUUUGCAAUUCAUCCGAGCAGGUGCAACCCUGGUUCAAGUAAGUGGUGCUAUUCAUAACCAAGACUACACCAUCAUCGAAGACUUUUGCACUGGAUUAAAAGCAUUGCUUUAUCUCAGCGUUCGCUUGCCGGAUUGGCAUGGUCAAAGCCCUCCACAAUUUAAGCAACAGAAAGGCAAAAAAGUGCACACGCUGUGUAACAAUGCCGGGGAAUUCAUUCCUCACUUUGGGCUUUAUCAAAAGGAACGUGAGAAGCAAAUGACGGAGUUACAUGUUAAUUCAGCUGGGGAAUUAUUGUCAGCAGAUCACACCACUGUUCCAGAUCCACCUCCUCUUACUAAGGACCUCCAGAUUCCCAAAAUAAACGAUAUAAUUGGAAGCGGCUUGAAAGAAGUGCUGCCACACAGUGAAAUUGAGAAGCGGGAACAAUUAGUUGCCCUUGUUGAUAACGACAUUUGUAUUAAUUGUGGGAAAUGCUACAUGGCUUGCAAUGACUCUGGAUAUCAAGCUAUUGAGUUCGAUAAGAAAACACACCUUCCAACUAUUACAGAUAAUUGUGUUGGUUGUGGAAUGUGUAGAUCUGUGUGUCCAAUCAUUGAUUGUAUCAAGUGCAAAAACCAUGAACUCUGUAUAUUUUUGUUUUUACGUUCAUCAAAUAUUUAUGCUACUGAAUUAAUCUGAUGUUUUAAAGUUGGAGAUGUUCUAUACAUAUCAGCCGGCACGCUAGGUUUGAAAUUGUCAUAAUUGUGUUGAUGAUUAAUUAAGGCGCAACAUUAGUAGUCAGUAAAUAGAACAGG
Molecule: messenger RNA, 3364 nt
Organism: Dalotia coriaria
Lineage: Eukaryota; Metazoa; Arthropoda; Insecta; Coleoptera; Staphylinidae
Product: dihydropyrimidine dehydrogenase [NADP(+)]-like
Exons: 9
Coding region: 114-3248 (1044 amino acids)
Biological process (GO): thymine catabolic process; uracil catabolic process; 'de novo' pyrimidine nucleobase biosynthetic process
Cellular component (GO): cytosol; cytoplasm
Molecular function (GO): uracil binding; iron-sulfur cluster binding; dihydropyrimidine dehydrogenase (NADP+) activity
Source: RefSeq, a predicted model, not a curated record